Owenia fusiformis is the source of this 1038-nucleotide messenger RNA. The record is from the annotation of a GenBank genome assembly. NCBI's taxonomy places the organism in Eukaryota, Metazoa, Annelida, Polychaeta, Sabellida, Oweniidae.
AUGAAUUUAAAUGCAUAUGAACAACUAAUAGGGGUGCUUCAGAAACACAAAUGGGAGAACUGUAUGACAAUAGACAAGGCUAGCUGGGGAUAUAGGAGGAACUCUGGACUCGCAGAUUAUCUCUCCACUCAUGAACUUAUCACAGAACUUGUAGAAACAGUCAGUUGCGGUGGUAAUCUGUUGAUGAAUGUGGCGCCCACCUAUGACGGACGCAUCAUGCCAAUCUAUGAGGAACGUCUGAGAGACAUGGGGAAGUGGCUCGUUGUCAAUGGUGAAGCCAUAUUUAAAACCAAGCCAUGGAUUCAUCAGAACGACACCGUCACAAAGGACAUCUGGUAUACCAUGCGCAAGACACAAAGUGGAACCAGUGUAUACGCUAUCACCCUACAGUGGCCCAUGGGCAACACACUAGAACUAGGUGGCGUAACACCUACAGAUCAACUAAACGUGUCACUAUUGGGACUCCAUCUCGCUCUAAACUGGCACGCAAGCUCCAAGGGUGGUAUAUUCAUAGAGAUCCCUCCUAUUACUGUCAAUGAGAUGCCAUGUGAAUGGGCUUGGGUGUUCCGUCUAGAUGGACUAAAAUGAGCAAACACAUGUGAUGCAAAUGUUGUGUGUUAUGGUGCUUCUAUAUAUAUUCCCAAUGUAUCGUCAUAUUUCCCGAUCCGAUGAUACUCAUCUGAUCACGUGUUUCUGUUUUCGAACUAUCAAUAAAUUAUACUCAUAGAACGUCUUUUUAUAUUGAGGUGCAUCUCGAAAGACAUUGCACACAUGUCUAGCAACGUGAAAAUUGUACAAUAAUUAGAAAUUAGACUUUGCAAUAUCAAAAUAACCAUAGUGCUUUCCUAAACCGCAGGUAAUUAUCUCCAUCAUCUUGAUUUAUUAACAAGUUUUCGGUUGCUGUGUCAUAACCACCUAGGACUUUUAGUACUUUCUCUCGAGCACCAGCCUUAAUAUUGUUAAAAUGAAUUUAUAGUGAAAUUUCAAAAUGUACAUUAUUUAAAGACACGGGAUAUAAGAGGUAUUAAUAUGUAACAU